Messenger RNA from Cynoglossus semilaevis (tongue sole), 2491 nucleotides. RefSeq names its product PR domain containing 14 (gene prdm14). The transcript has 7 exons. Gene Ontology annotation, cellular component: nucleus. NCBI's taxonomy places the organism in Eukaryota, Metazoa, Chordata, Actinopteri, Pleuronectiformes, Cynoglossidae. Gene Ontology annotation, biological process: regulation of transcription by RNA polymerase II. The coding region runs from base 392 to 2326 and encodes 644 amino acids. Gene Ontology annotation, molecular function: protein binding; RNA polymerase II transcription regulatory region sequence-specific DNA binding. The record is from RefSeq and is a predicted model, not a curated record.
AAAGGCCAAACAAUAGUAAUUAAAGGCGUUUAUUAAACAAAAUAAAUAAAAAUAAAUUUAUACGCCGAGAUAUUCUUCUGGCAUCAACGGGAUUUCUAUCUAUUGGUCUUAAUAUCCGUAUGGAUUAAUACAGCAAACCCCGAGGAGCUGUCGGAUUAUAAUCCUAAUCUUAAACAGAGGUGAGAAGACUGAGGUCAAAAGUAUCUGGAAUUAAAAGCAACAUUCCAGGUGUGGUCAACCUCCUGUGAUGUCAUGGGUCUUUUUUUAGUUUUUUAACAUUAAACUUUAAUAACUCGCCCCCUCCUCCUCCACUCCCUCCCCCUGUCUCUCCCCACUCUAGAAAUCUCGGCACUUGCACCUCCUCCUCCUUGUCCUCGUCCUCAGUGCUGUCAUGUCCGUGUCCCUGUCCACUUUCCCCGUCAUGCUGAAGGACAAGAGCUACCCAGCCGGGAUGAUGAAGUCCAGUCCGGCCCGCGGCUUCUACCCUGCUCCUCUCCCUGCUCCGCAUCACUUCAUGGACUUCUUCCCGCAGACGCACAGCCUCCUCCACCCGCUCAAGUCUCUGGGUCGCCUGGUGUCGGACACUCAGGCUGCUCUGCCUCUCAGUCUGCCAGGAGCAGGAGGGGCAGCCGGGGCUCCGCCAUUCCUCGGUCAGGGCGCACACCAGGCGUCGCUCCUGCACGAACACAUGUUGAGCGUCUCCUCCUCCUCUAACUCCUCCGGGAUUCCCUACCUGAGCCAGGUGCUUCCUGGACACCCGCUGUUCUCCAAACCCGAGGAGCUGGCAGCUGUGGUGACGGAGCACGCCGCCGGUCCGCUCUCCACAGACUUCAGCAGUCCGUCCAGUGACCGCUCUACUUCUGUCUCCUCUUCAUCACCACCCAAGGACGCUCUGUUUCGGUUCAGGAGCUCGGAGGUGUCUCCGGAGAAAUCUCGCACGUCCUAUAAUUUCACGGAGGACGAUUUGUUCAUGGUGCUGUACGGUUACUCCGGCAGCCAGGAGCGCAGCGUGGGCCACGCCAUCUCAGGAGUGAGUCUGCCGGAGAACUCAGUUUCUAACUCUCACAUCCUCCAGUUGGACAAAGAAUCGCUGGAUCUUCCCGAGGCUCUAACAAUUCUCCAGGCCUCGUGGGGAAACGUCUCUCACUGUGGAGUCUUCACGGACAAAGGCAACAUCACCAAAGGAACCCGCUUCGGACCUUUUCAAGGAAAACUGGUCAACACGAGUGAAAUCAAGACCUACGACGACAACACCUUGAUGUGGGAGGUAUAUGAUUGGUUCACACUCAUCCAGAAACAUCUCUCUGUCCCCACUCUCAUCUCAUGGACUGACCCCCCCCCCUCCCCCCUUGUCCUCCAGGUGUUUGAGAACGGCCGUCUGAGUCACUUCGUGGACGGCAGAGGAGGGUCAGGGAACUGGAUGUCCUUGGUGAAAUGCGCUCGUUUCCCAGAGGAACAGAACCUGGUCGCGGUGCAGGUCCAGGGUCAGAUCUUUUACGAGGCCUGUAAGGAGAUCAGAGCAGGCCAGGAGCUGCUGGUGUGGUACGGAGACUGCUACAUGCAGUUCCUCGGCAUCCCGCUCACCCUGAGGGACGGCAGGGAGGAGAACAGCGCGGUUCCUCCCAGUGAAGAUUCCGGGGAGGGAUUCAAGUGCGACAGGUGUGGGAAAGUGUUCGCAUACAAAUACUACAGAGACAAACACCUCAAGUACACGCGCUGUGUGGACCAGGGGGACCGGAAGUUCCCCUGUCACCUGUGCAACAGAUCAUUCGAGAAGAGGGACAGGUUGAGGAUCCACAUCCUGCAUGUGCACGAAAAACACAGGCCACAUAAGUGCUCGGUGUGUGGGAAGAGUUUUUCUCAGUCUUCCAGUCUCAACAAACACAUGCGCGUUCACUCUGGAGAAAGGCCGUACAAGUGUGUCUACUGUAACAAGGCCUUCACAGCCUCCAGUAUUCUCCGCACUCAUAUUCGGCAGCACUCCGGAGAGCGGCCGUUCAAGUGUAAACACUGCGGGAAGGCCUUCGCCUCUCACGCCGCCCACGACAGUCACGUCCGGCGGACACACGCCCGGGAAAAAUCGUUCCCGUGUGAGAUGUGCGGGGCUGCGUUCCAAGAUGAGCAGGAACUGAAAUUCCACAUCAAGAGUCACAAGAAAAGACAAACGUUGGACAACACUGCUCUCCUGUCUUCUCCUGGGACUGUACUACAAGAGGACACGAUCAUUCCAGUGAAGGACAUUCCAGACGGACUCACAAAAGUGGGAGAAAAUUUUGGCUUUGCAGGGUUAAGUGUUGUCAAUCAGGAAUAUCGUCCCUGGAAAUAAUCUGACAAAUAUAUAUGAAUGUCGGCAGAUAUUAGUGGACCACAGGAAAAAAAAUCAAGUUUAAAUUAAUGCUGCUUAAUAAAAAUGUUCUAUUGUAAAGAGCUUAUUUAAAUAGACUUUGCUAUAAUUUAAAACUAUUUAUAUGUUAAAGAGUGUUGUUCGUUG